Messenger RNA from Medioppia subpectinata, 1806 nucleotides. The record is from the annotation of a GenBank genome assembly. Lineage: Eukaryota; Metazoa; Arthropoda; Arachnida; Sarcoptiformes; Oppiidae.
AUGGAUUUCCCGCAGUCUGUGGUGACGCGACUGCAGAAGCGAGUGAACAGUGCCACUAAAGACGAGUGCAUUGCAGCGCUGUAUAAGAACAAUAUGGAUGCCGUCGCCGCUCUCAAAGAACUCCAAUUGUCAGAACUCAUGAAAUUAGGUAUUUGUACCAAAUAUGAGUGCGAAAAGGCCCUAAUGGUAGCCAAUUAUGAUAUGGAAAUGGCAGCCUCUCACCUCUUGGAUCAGUUACCAGUCAAUCAAUACGUGGACAUCAUUUUCUUCACAUCACUCUUCAUAUCACUUCUCGUUUACUUAAUCCGCAAAAUAAGGAUACAAUGGUAUCCAAUGCAAGUGUUUUGCCAUUUCUGCCAUCAAAGACAAUAUGUCUUAUUUAGUCAAACAAAUGCAUUCAAUUGUGUCCAAUGUCUUCAAUACAACGGAUUCUCUCAGGACGGAAACUAUAAUAAAGUAAUUACCGGACAGUCGGAGGACACACAACAAACGGAUCGCCGCUUUUGUCGACCACUUCCCGAGUGCUACGCAAACUGUGGCCAACUUUGCGGCGAAUGUAAUGUAAAUCAAGAGAUUAAAGUCAAACUCUUGUCUGAAUUCUUGCCAUUCAAUGAAAAUAAAUAUAACGAAGAAUUGGAGGAAUAUAAGAGACAUUUGGAGAACGAGUACAAGAUAUGCGCCGAUUGUGAGGCGAAUGUGAGACAUAUUUUGUCGAAACCAAUCAAUUGCUUCAAAGGCUUUGUCAAAGAACUCAUUAAAAGGACUGUGAGUGUCAAUCGGGACACGGAUUCAGUGUUUGUCUCGCAAAGCAAUAUGCGAGCGAAGAAUUGGUUGCUAUUUAUUGUCAGACCUCUACUGGAAGUGUUAAUCAUAGGGCAAUCGUUAUUUCGUCUAAUAUUCCUCUUCUUGUGGACUCUUCUAGUGUUGAGUGAAUUCCCAAAAAUAAUCGAUAAUUACGACAAAGUCUUGUUUCGAGUCCUUAUAUCUACUCUUCUCGUCAUUCUUUUGACAAUCAAUUCUUUGUGUCUAUUGUUUGGCUUUAUUUACAAACGACUUAAGCAAACAAAAAGUGAGAAAAAGUCAUUUCAAAGUCCAAUGAAUAAUGGAUUGAAAGGAGUUUCCAAUAAAACACAGCCGAAGAAUACGAUCGUUAAGUCAAACGAUACGAGUGCUGACCAUUUGAUUGACGAACAAAUCAAAUCACUGUCUAUUGUUGACGGAAGUGCUCUGAAAUAUACGGAAUUAAAACCUAUUCAAAGACCGCAACCGAUGAGAAAUGAAACGCCAAAACCGAUUGAUUUGUCGGUUAAUUCACCGCUAGUUUAUGGUAACACUUACUCCAAGAAUAUUAUAGUUCCGGCAAAAUUCAAUUACGAGUCGAUCGCACAGACCUCUUGGGUCUCGCCAUUCAAAGCCAGUCAAAGUCCGUCUAAAAGUCCCCGAAAAGGAUACUUAAAUGACUCGCCGUAUCUGCAAAGCACUCAACAUUUGUUGAGAUCUUCGCAUUGGAUUAAUAACGAUAUGUUAGGUUUGGUGACUCCGCCCCCUUCUGUCACCCCCUCCGACACGAGUGAGUUUGCGUUCGCCAAUCGAUUCUCGUUAUUUAACAAAACAAACGGUUCCUCAACUCAUGUGAUGGACUACAGGAGCAAAGAAUACAACACUUCCAAAGAGACAAUUCUCAGGAAUACUAUUAUUAGUCAGCAAUACAUUAGACGCGAGUCUAGUUAUGGGAGCGAUAAUAAAGACACAGAUAGUAAUAUAAAUCUGUCCAUCGGUUCCACAAACGGGUUUUGGGAAUUCUAA